Fusarium vanettenii 77-13-4 is the source of this 891-nucleotide messenger RNA. RefSeq lists its product as uncharacterized. The record is from RefSeq and is a predicted model, not a curated record. The transcript is spliced from 4 exons. The coding region runs from base 1 to 891 and encodes 296 amino acids. Lineage: Eukaryota; Fungi; Ascomycota; Sordariomycetes; Hypocreales; Nectriaceae.
AUGUCGGCUGUAACGCCCCCAGAUCCACUACCACCGGACGAAAAUGUCGGUCCCAUACUGCUCGGAGUCUCUAAAUGGGACGACUACACCAUGAUCAUUGUCACCUUUCUCGGAAUCGCUCGAUAUGCAACCCAGGUCGCCCAGAUCAGCAUUGGAAACGGCCGACACAGAUGGUACAUCUCCAAGGAGAAUUACGUACGAAACAAUAUGCUCGGAUGGGUCGCCCAGAUUUUACUCUUCGCCAGCAUCUGUCUCCUAAAAGUCUCUAUUCUGCUGCUACUGCUACGGAUCAAGAACUCGAGGGGGUUGAGAUGGUCCGCUUGGGCGGUCAUGGCGGGCUUGGUUGUCACCAACUUCGGAUGCAUCAUCAUUCUUCUCGCUGAAUGCAACCCCGUGGAAGCGUACUGGACAGGUUCCGGGAAAUGCUGGGAUGCACGGGUUCGCAUCUACGCCAUCUAUUUGACCAUCGGUAUGUCUUGCUUACUGACAUGCAUGAUCGACAGUGCUACCGGCUUUGGCAUUGCACGCGCAGCUUCUCUGGGCAUUAAAACAUCAGACCUCAGUUGGGUCUAUGCCAUCACGGCCAUCUGGUCCAACCUCGAGUUGUACCUGGGCAUCGUUGGCGCGAACCUCGCCCUAAGUCGAUCGAUAUACGGAUUCUUCUUUAACAAGAACAAGUCCAAUGUGCCAUCCUCGUACGCCCAAUCUGGGUCCAACUUGGCAUAUAACAACAGCGGGUUCCGCCAUGAUACCUUCCCCCGAUCGCCACGAGCACCGUCCCCAUCACGAAGUGAUAAUAGUGAUAUACCACUAGAGCCGAGAACUAAGAUGCAAAGCAAUAUCUGGGUUACAGAGGAGGGCAGUAAAGAGUCAAUUGGUAGAGCUACUUGA